ACUGGUUGUAUAUAUUUACUUCACCACAGGUUAUGGAUAAUGCCUCAGCCCACGGACGAGCCUUGAGCCCGGGACAAGCAUGGACACUUUCCUCAUCGUUCCCACGGCAACCUUCAGAUGAUGUCGACUACGAAGUUGACAUAUCUAGUUGGCAAACUAGUAAUGAAACAUCGGACGAUACGGAGCAUGAUGAAAUUAUUUACAAGGUUACUUUGGCGUGGACGAUCUCCAUUAUGAUUACGGGCUGCCUUGGUAACAUUCUCGUUGUGUCGGCAGUCUUGUUGCAUCGAGACUUGCGUAAAAUAGAAAACGCUUUUAUAGUGAAUUUGGCCGUGGCUGAUAUGGUGGUAUCCCUCCUCGUCAAUACUUUCUCCAUCAUUGGUAUCGUCACAAAGGGUGAUUUCUACGUGGACAGAGAGUGGUUGUGUGAAACCAUCGGAGCUAUCUGCAUGACAAGCUGUGCGUGCUCUAUGUGGAGUAUUGCUGCUAUUGGUGUGAACCGUUACGUGAUAAUAUGUCACUGGGCCAAGCAUAGCAAUAAUUACAAUCGUAAGACCGUUUCUCUGAUGCUCGUAGCGAUAUGGACCAUAUCUUUCCUCAUUGAUCUACCAAACAUUGUCAACUGGGGUGGGCAUCGUUUCGAUUGGAAAACCAUGGUUUGCACUGCAGAUAUGGCCAUCGACUACUCAUACACAAUCUACUUCUCGGGCAUGGCGUUUGGGAUUCCUCUAUGUGUUAUUAUAUACAGCUAUGUCCGCAUCUACUAUCACGCCUGGAAAUCCUCGUCCAGGCUUAAGAGGGUCGCUGAAAAAGAUGGAUUAUCUCUCAGACAUUCAAACGACAUGAAGCUCGUUAGAUCGGUUCUCAUCAUCAUCGUCGUCUUCGUCUCAAUGUGUGCACCGUAUGCUUUAACUGUGAUCAUUGAUCGCCACACAGUGGCACACAGAAAUAUGUACAUAUUCUCCGCUCUACUGGCCCACACUAACAGUAGUAUCAACUGCGUCAUCUAUGCUGCCACCAAUCGCAAUUUCAGACAGGGUUAUUUGUAUUUCUUCAGGUUGAUUUUUUGUCGAGAUAUUGACUCUCAAUCCGUGGUAACUUCAAAGAAAUUAAAGUCUUCAAAGAAACCCAUCCAGCUAGAUGAAAUGAUAUAGAAACAAUCAUUUUCCCCGAUGAUGAGCCUGAUACACUCGACAAUGCCAUUAAAGGGGAAGUUCACCUUGACAAAAAGUUUAUUGUAAAAAUAGCAAACAGAA
Lytechinus variegatus (green sea urchin) is the source of this 1256-nucleotide messenger RNA. Its product is annotated as melatonin receptor type 1B-B-like. Gene Ontology annotation, cellular component: membrane. The transcript has 4 exons. Lineage: Eukaryota; Metazoa; Echinodermata; Echinoidea; Temnopleuroida; Toxopneustidae. Gene Ontology annotation, biological process: G protein-coupled receptor signaling pathway. Gene Ontology annotation, molecular function: G protein-coupled receptor activity. The coding region runs from base 33 to 1154 and encodes 373 amino acids. The record is from RefSeq and is a predicted model, not a curated record.